Molecule: messenger RNA, 600 nt
Organism: Didymella exigua CBS 183.55
Lineage: Eukaryota; Fungi; Ascomycota; Dothideomycetes; Pleosporales; Didymellaceae
Product: DUF1168-domain-containing protein
Exons: 1
Coding region: 1-600 (199 amino acids)
Biological process (GO): negative regulation of protein kinase activity
Cellular component (GO): nucleolus
Molecular function (GO): protein kinase inhibitor activity; double-stranded RNA binding; protein kinase binding
Source: RefSeq, a predicted model, not a curated record
AUGUCCGAGCCCAUCCCCGAAUCAAUCCCCACGUCCGCCGACCCGCGCUCCCAGCGGCCGACCAAACGCCGGGCCCUGACACCGCGCGCCGCACUGGCACACGACGUGGAAGCGCUCUUCGCCAAGCCCGACAAAGCCAUGAGCAUCGCCAGCUUGACGCCCACAUCCCUCUCCGCGCCGCCCGAGCUCGUCGCGAACGUGCAGGGCUCCAGCGCGGGCGCCGGCAGCGGCGAGUUCCACGUCUACAAAGCCAGCCGCCGCCGCGAGUACGAGCGCCUGCGCGCCAUGGACGACGAGGUGCAGCGCGAAGCCGCCGCGACCGACUUUUUGGCCCGCCGCGCUGCGCAGGAGAAGAGGGACGCUGAGAAGACGGAGAGGAAUAGGGCGAAGCGCGCCAAGGCGCUCGCGCGCAAGAAGGGCAAAAAGGGCGGCGACGGCAAGGAGGGCGCCGAGGAUGGCGUGCAGACGACGAAGAGGAAACUGGUACCGAACGCGACAAGUGUCUUUGGCGCCGCCGACGGCCACGACGAGCAGGAUCCUGACACGGCGCUCGUCCCGAACGCAGACGAACUCGGCCUGGUCAUCCAGGACGACGACUGA